AUGCCAGCCGCCAGCUCGACCUCGACCCCGGCCCCUCCGCCUGCCCCGGCGUCUGGGACAUUCAUCUCGAGCGUCCGGAGGAGCUGCCGCGUAGCUCGGGAGGCAGCUUCGAUCUCGAUCUCGACGGCCGCCAUCGACGCCUUCCUGCUCUCUCUCGACCGCGCCACCUUUGACCGUCUCAAGACGCAGCACGGCCUCGUCUUCCCGCUCCAGUUCCCCAACCUCACCGCCGAGGUCAACUUCCUCGCCAUCCUCUCGCUCCUCAACACGCUAUCCGGAUACCGCUCCGCCUUCCACUCGGCCACCGGAUCUGGGGCGUACCAGAACGUGCAGCGCCUCCUCUUUGGCCUGUACCUGACUGGCGGCGAUGAUGCCGCCUCGACUGCCGUCUCUGGCUCCUCGCACCUCACCGCCCAGGGCCUGGCGAACCUCAGCGCCGGGACGGUGGCCGAGCUCCUGGGCGUAUCGCUGCACGAGGAAAAGAAGCACGACAAGAUCGAGGCUAUCACCGUCGGCAUCCGCGGCGGGCCGAUGAACGAGGCCGUCGAGCUCGUCGUCGGCCUCUGCAACGACACGGGAAAGCGGCUGUUGGACGCCGGCUACCCGAGCCUCGGCGCCUUUGUCAUCGAGGCGCUCAAGGAUGCCGAGCGGCUGACGGCCGACAGGGGCGACGAGGCGGGCGCCGAUAAGUUUAUCGAAAAGGUCGUCACUUUCCUGCCCGGCUUCAACGACGCCUACCAGCUCCCCACGGGGCCGGUCUACGUCUUCAAGAAGGCCUUCUUCCUUCUCCAGGCGCUUCACCAGCGCCUCGGUUCGCCGUCGUCGGCGUCGUCGUCGCUCAAGGUGCCCCAAACGACGACGACGCUGCCCAUGUUCGUCGACAACGUGCUUCCGACGAUGCUGGUACAGCUCGGCAUCGUCGACCUGUCAUCAUGCGUCGUCGAUGCGCUGAAGAGGUGGGGGCCCGUCGAGACAAAGGCUCAGGAGCCCGGCGCGGCAGAGGCGUCCGAGGGCAAGCGCGAGGCCAAGGACGAAGGGCCGACGCUCACAGCGGCCGAGGCCUACACGGUGCGCGCCGCGUGCCUCGAUGCGGGCGUCGAAGUCGUCAAGAGGGCAAAGGAGCUGGCAAAGACGAGCGCAGACAAGGCGUGGCUGGACCAGCUCAACGAGGUUGACCUCGAUGGCUACCUCUGGGCCGUGGCCAAGGACGAUGGCGCGCUCCGGAGCGUGCCGAGGAUGGUGGAGCGGAACACCGUCAUGUACUGA
This is a messenger RNA of Pseudozyma flocculosa PF-1, 1266 nucleotides long. RefSeq lists its product as uncharacterized. Bases 1 to 1266 code for a protein of 421 amino acids. Lineage: Eukaryota; Fungi; Basidiomycota; Ustilaginomycetes; Ustilaginales; Ustilaginaceae. The record is from RefSeq and is a predicted model, not a curated record. Gene Ontology annotation, biological process: tRNA modification. The transcript has 3 exons.